Molecule: messenger RNA, 3169 nt
Organism: Limulus polyphemus (Atlantic horseshoe crab)
Lineage: Eukaryota; Metazoa; Arthropoda; Merostomata; Xiphosura; Limulidae
Product: XK-related protein 6-like
Exons: 6
Coding region: 125-1546 (473 amino acids)
Biological process (GO): engulfment of apoptotic cell; phosphatidylserine exposure on apoptotic cell surface; apoptotic process involved in development
Cellular component (GO): plasma membrane
Source: RefSeq, a predicted model, not a curated record
UCUCGCUGAAGGUGUGAUGGAAGACACAUGCAACUACAGACGAAGAAAAGAACACUUUGAACACAUAUUUGAGAAGAAAGUGUCUUCGAGAUAAAAAUACACCUUACAGCCGAAUAACAUAUGAAUGGAUGAAAAGCACCAGACAACCUUUGAUGAUCUUCAAAAGGAUGAAGACGUCGAUCAUGGUAAUAAAUGCGAUGGAGAAUGUUAUCUUGAUGAAAAACCCCAGAUAACCUCUGAGCAUCGUCAAAAGGAUGAAGACGUCGAUCAUGGUAAUAAAUGCGAUGGAGAAUGUUAUCUUGAUGAAAAACCCCAGAUAACCUCUGAGCAUCGUCAAAAGGAUGAAGACGCCGAUCAUGGUGAUAAAUGUGAUGGAGAAUGUUACAAUGAUGUAGAUAUGCAAGACUGUUCUUUAACUGAUGAAGAGCCCAAUUUCACGUUGUCACAAAAGUUAAACAUUGUGGCCGGAAUAGUGCUGUUUAUUAUAGAUUUAUUUCUCGACAUUGUUGUUUGCUAUCAGCACUACAGAAAAGGAGAUAAAGGCUAUUUUGGAAUAACAGUAGCAGUCAUUAUUUUAUCAUCACUUCUACAUACGUUAUGGAGUCUCUGUUGGUACUUCAAGUACGAAAAAGCCUCUAUAAGCUUCUAUCAAUGGAUAUUUCGUGGGACUUUCUCAGUACUUCCACUGUCUCCAGUUUUAAGAUUUUUCGAGGCGUUUUGGUAUGGAAUUAAGAUCCGGAGGAGCAACAAAGAAAGUAAGAACUACUAUUACGAUCGCUUCUGCAGUUACUUCUUAGAUGCUGUUGAACUGCGAUUAGCUGAAUCAUUCAUGGAGUCUGCUCCACAGUUGCUAAUUCAAGCGUUCAUCCAGAUUAGGAUUAUCCCUAGAAACGCACUGCAACCUACAGGACAAGCCUACAAAGACUUUAUUGUGCGAUUCGUGUCAAUAGUUUCAUCUCUAGUUUCCUUGGCCUGGUCUCUGGUCUCCUAUUACAGCGGCCUGUUUAUGAAAUACAAGAUAUAUUUUAAAAUGAAGAUUAAAAUAUUCAUGUUCCUAUGGCACUUUUUUACCAUCGCUUCCCGUGUGAUGGCGCUCGUUCUUUUUGCUUCUUUCAGUCUCAAAAUUUUUAGUAUCUACUGUGGACUGCGUGUAGUUUUUGUAAUGUCGAUGAAUUUGGGGAAAGGCGGUAGAAUCUUCAAGGGUAACUGCAAUACAGAAGAUUUCCUAUUGUCAGCUGUAAGGGGAAUUAUUUCCACGUUUUGUUAUUUCAACUACAAGUCUGCACCCAUUCAGAGAGAUUACAUCCUGUAUUACACAGUUACAGCAAUAGAAAACACUAUCUUCAGUAUGUUGUGGUACUCUCAUUCAGAUGCAGCUCUUUUAUUUCGUGUACCUUUGAUGUGUUUUCUUUUUUUGAGCUUUUCUAUUGGAAUCAUAAUCAUGAUAAGAAAAAAGGUGUACAGGUACGGUCCUGCCCCUCUGGAGGCGGCAGAUUUGGCCUCUGACUACCAUGGCGUGCUGCAGCUCUGGACUUCGACAGAGUAAUGAUAGACUACGGUACGGUGAAAAUUAUAUCCAACUUCGUCAUCUAGUCCUCAGCCCGGAUGGAUUUGUUUAAAAUCUACCACAAUAAACUCUACAACACACGUGUAAUUAAUAACACGAGCUCAUAUCUCGAGCACCAAACAACUACAGUCCAUCAAGUUCUUUAUUAUAUUCAUUUUUGGCUUAACACCUAUCAUGAAGAUGAUGAUUAUGAUGACAACCAGCCAGAUGGAGUUGAAAUGUCAUGAAAUAAGGUUAAAAUGAUAUACAGUUUGUGGACUUUCCUGUGUGAAUUUUGAAACACUUCAGCUCUCCGAUGUGCUAAUUGGUAUAUGAAUUUGGCCAUCCAAAAUUCAUUACUUUAGUUCAAGCAGGUUUUGAAAUAUGUUGUGAAAAGAAAUUACAAAGUAUUGUUAAACCCAUUACCAAGACUUUUAAUAAGAAUUCGGGACUGCAGACCACAAUUUGCAGCAAGCUUCAUACUGUUGACCAGGCUGCAGCUCGUAAUUAUAAUCACAGUUCUGAAUUCAAGGCAUCAAUUUCACAGAGCUUAUAAAUCAAAACUGGAGUGAAAGACAAACGAGAAAACCUUUAUGUAGAGAGCUAAAUCUGCUAGUAAUUGUUUGGACGAGAUUGUGUUUGACUGAAACCUGGAGAACACUUUGGAUAUGAUGAUAUUGUCUCAAAUUUGGUGAGGAUAAUGUCAUGGUGUGUUUCUUUUUCAACCUGGUUCAAUGGUAAUGGACGAAUCUUGAGUGUGUUAUGACAUCGUCACCUAUUUGGUGACCUUCCACGAAAAGACUGUAUUUCUUUAAGUAUGAUAAUGUAUUUUACUAUAUCGCAUCUUGUGUCCAGCAGUUAGAGACUAAACGUCUAGAAAUGUCCAGAGCCUUUAUCUGAAUCUAACUUACCUGCUCUGGGCAUUUUGGAAUGUCAUCUGACAGAUAAACAAAAGAAACCCUGAAAUUUUGAUACAAUUGGAACUGGUUCGUAAGGAAAAAGACAAUUUAUUCUAUUAAAUGUUUAACAAUGGAUAAGUGUCAGUAACAGAGUCUCCGAGUCAGUUCUUUAUUCUAACUGUAAAUUUCCUUGAGCUAGUGACUUGUGUACUACACUCACGACUGUUAACCUGGAUUUUAAAUAAAUCUAUUGUAAACUGGAUUUAAUUCGAACUCUAACGACUAGUCUACACGACGUUCACAUUUACACAUGUUUUAAGUAUAUACAUAGUGAGUUAUUAAAGUUUAUACAAAACUUUUGGUGAGGUAAUAAGGAAUACUGUAAUAAUAUGCUAUGUUAUAAAUAAAUUGUGUGAAAUUUAGGAUUUUUGCUCUUCUUAUUUUAUCAUACCCUCCAUUCCCCCACAUAUUUUUAAGUUCAUGUACCUCAGUUUGGAUUAACUAAAAUACAUCUGUUCUUCUUUCUGAAAACAGCAUUUAGUUCGAUCAUACUAUUGCACCAAAAGAUUAGAUUAAUAGGUGGAAAUAUUUUUGUGUGGUGUUUUUUAUAGUCAAAAUACCCAUACACUUUUACACGUUAAAAGUAGAUUUUUUUAUAAGUUAUGAUAAUUUUCCAUUUAUUUUGCACUCUUGAAAUGAUAUUUGAUAUAUAUAUGUCAUAUAU